AUGGCUAACCCAAGAGGGAAGUGCAAAGCCAUAACUCUAAGAAGUGGGAAGGUUGUAGAGGAAGGAGCCCCGAGCAAAGAUAGUCAUGAAGAGGUUGCAUCAAAAUAUGGAAAAGAGGACGAAGAGGAGAUCCCAACUUCAACCCCUCCAAAACCAGUUUUGAAGCCUUAUGUACCAAAGGCACCAUACCCUCAACGAUUGAGAAAGGAUGGGAAGGAUGGUCAGUUCUCUAAGUUCCUAGAGAUCUUCAAGAAGCUCCAAAUUAAUAUACCAUUUGCUGAGGCAUUAGAGCAAAUGCCACUCUAUGCCAAGUUCUUGAAGGAUCUCAUAACCAAAAAGAGGAACUGGGAAGCAAAAGAAACCAUAGUAUUGACUGAGGAGUGCAGCGCCAUCAUACAAAAGAAGCUACCUCAAAAGCUGAAAGAUCCGGGGAGUUUUCAAAUCCCCUGCAUCAUAGGGGACAUCACUAUUGAGAAAGCUUUGUGA
Messenger RNA from Arachis duranensis, 486 nucleotides. RefSeq lists its product as uncharacterized. The coding region runs from base 1 to 486 and encodes 161 amino acids. The transcript has a single exon. Lineage: Eukaryota; Viridiplantae; Streptophyta; Magnoliopsida; Fabales; Fabaceae. The record is from RefSeq and is a predicted model, not a curated record.